Molecule: messenger RNA, 1201 nt
Organism: Tarenaya hassleriana
Lineage: Eukaryota; Viridiplantae; Streptophyta; Magnoliopsida; Brassicales; Cleomaceae
Product: DNA topoisomerase 3-alpha
Exons: 3
Coding region: 70-1059 (329 amino acids)
Molecular function (GO): zinc ion binding; nucleic acid binding
Source: RefSeq, a predicted model, not a curated record
AAAAACACAUACAUCAACAUUAGUAUUCGGAAUUAGGUUGAGAGAGAGAGGAAGGGAGAGGGUUGAGAAAUGGAGAGUAAUACGACACACUUCGAAGACCUCGAGGGUGAAGACGAUUUCCUCCUGGAACUAGCGGCUGCGGAAGCAGAAGCAGAAGCUGCGUCGGCCAAACGCUCUAGGGUUUCUAUGCCUGAGGCGAAGCCUGGACCGGCGGACUCGGUGGUGGAGGGAUCGUAUAUGGCGGCUCUAAGGGGCAGCAAUAGCGAGCAAUGGCAGAUGAACCCUCUGAAUCCCGGAUUCAAACCUCGGCGUGUCACUGCUUCUGGUGGAUUUAAUCAAUUUGACGGCGGACGUGUCUCGGUGAACUCUAACUUGGCCGGGAAUUAUGGUUCUGAUGCAGGGGAGCAAGAUUUUCUGGAGAAAAAUUGCACCUGUGGAGUGGGUAUUUGUCUGAUUCUCACAUCAAACACCCAGAAGAAUCCGGGUCGCAAAUUCUACAAGUGCCCCGUUAGAGAGGAGAACGGAGGUUGUGGGUUUUUCCAAUGGUGUGACGAGGAUCGAUCCUCUGGAACUCAUGCAGGAACUCACAGCUAUGCCAAUUCAAAUGACUCGAAGUUCCCGGAUCAUCAAUGUCCCUGUGGCUCUGGAUCCUGCCGCAUUCUAACAGCAAAAACAGGACAAAACAUCGGCCGUCAAUUUUACCGCUGUCCUGCAUUUGAGGCCUCUUGUGGUUUCUUCAAGUGGUGCGAUGACACAUCCGUGGCUUCUUCAAUGGAAAAUAGUUUUGCCAAGACAAGAAACUUAAGUGAGUCAGAUAGCAGAGACCACCAAAGUGCAAAAACAGGCACAGCUUGUUUCAAAUGUGGAAAAGAUGGACACUGGGCAAGAGACUGUACUGCUCAAUCUGGUUAUCCAGUGCCUGAAACAGGGCGAGGAAAGUCUUCCUCUUCAACUGGAGAUUGCUACAAAUGCGGAAAGCCGGGACAUUGGGCAAGGGAUUGCCCUUCCACUACCAGUCAGUUCAGUGGCGCACCGGGAAAAAGGCAGCGACAGUACUAGGUCAGCCCUUCGACUUUUGAAUGAUGGUUUUUAUACGGAAAGGGUAGUUUUACUAGAUAUAGAUAUCUUAAUGGCUGCUUGUUUUAUUCUCUUGUCUAAUUCCUUUUUAAAGCUUGUGUUGAAUUAAGGAAGAUUUCCGAAA